This is a messenger RNA of Zygotorulaspora mrakii, 1764 nucleotides long. It is a transcript of the gene ULP1, whose product is annotated as SUMO protease ULP1. NCBI's taxonomy places the organism in Eukaryota, Fungi, Ascomycota, Saccharomycetes, Saccharomycetales, Saccharomycetaceae. The coding region runs from base 1 to 1764 and encodes 587 amino acids. Gene Ontology annotation, biological process: proteolysis. The transcript has a single exon. Gene Ontology annotation, molecular function: cysteine-type peptidase activity. The record is from RefSeq and is a predicted model, not a curated record.
AUGUCUGUUGACAAUUAUAAGAGCUUGAAAGAGGCCAGCAACAUACCUCCUUCCUUUUCUCACAUUUCCACUUACAGGACGAUAAAUGUACCUUUAUUCAGUCCUAAGAGAACAAUGGAUAUGAGCAGCCGAAGUCAGCUUAGCUCAUCCACUACUGUGGUCUCGCACAAAACUGAAGGUAACAUAGAUACCUCCGUCCCAAUUGAACAAUCUAAAGGCCCCAAUGAUUAUCAAAAUAGGAUACUUGUAAGCAUAAAAAGUGCUUUGAGGAGUACAGGAAAUUUCAUGUGGGAUAGUUUAGGAUGGAGUACAAAAUCUGCCCCAUCAGAUAAUAUAAGCGAUUCAAAAAAUGCAUCUGCUGCUGUUAAAAAGAGCAUGACUCAUAACCAAAAGUUCCCCGAGUAUUUCGUUAUGCCAAGAAAGAGCAGAAAACUUGCCAAUACCACGCCGGCUAAAAGUAAUGAGAUCAACGAAAAUUCGGGUCUCAACUCAAGCUUUAGUGAGGAGCCUGAAACAGAACGGAUCCUCUCAUUUUCAAAGGAUCCUUUUAAUUGGAAUAAAUGGAAAACCACCCAGAUAAGCUCCAGGAUAAGUAAUAUAGACUCUCAGUCGGCUCCCUACGGGACUACGCUUAGAACAAGAAAAAUAAAUCGAAAUCUUUCGUCAAGACAGAAUCAUUUGAUCCUAAGAGAUCAGUCUGAAGAUAUAGAAUACUUGAAGAUGAUCUACAAUGGUGAAUACAAGGUACCGAAAAUUAUUGAAAAUGAACGGGACGAACAAAUGAGGCUGAUGCAGGGGGAUAUGUCCAAGAAUAAGAAGGCAAAAAAAUCAAUUGUUGAUUUAACUGAGAAGAUAAAAAAUAUCUUGCUCGAAAGCAGAGACCGAAGGCAGACAAUUAAUGAUGAUUUAAUAUUUGUUAGAGAGCAGAAAGUCUCUCCACUGGAAAAGAAGAGGAAGGAAUAUAAUAUACAACAAUUGAGGUUUGAUAGAUCACUGCUAGAAUUUGAUAAAGAAUUUAAAACUUAUAACGAAUUGUUGGAGGAGAGAAAGCGCAUUCAAGAUCAAGUCAGAAAGAAGAUAGAACUGACAAAACAGAAGAGAUUGAUUCCAACCAUCAGUGAUACCGAUAAAAUCAAGGUCCAGACGAUUUGGAAAAAGCAGGAGAAUUUUGUAUUGAUGAAUAAAGACAAUCUGGAAGUGAAUGUACGAGAUUUCAAGACAUUGACCCCAAGGCGAUGGCUAAACGAUACUAUUAUUGAAUAUUUCAUGAAAUAUAUCGAGAAGCAUAAUGAAAGAAUGGUAGCGUUCAAUUCUUUUUUUUAUACGAAUUUAUCAGAACGUGGGUACCAAAGUGUCAGAAGAUGGAUGAAAAGAAAAAAAGCCAAGAUUACUGAUCUCGACAAAAUCUUUGUUCCAAUAAACUUGAAUCAAUCGCACUGGGCUUUGGGGGUGAUUGAUAUUGCCAGAAAAAGAGUUGUAUACGUUGAUUCUCUGUCGAACGGGCCAAAUGCGGUAAGUUUUGCAAUAUUAAAUGACUUACAAAAAUAUGUCGUAGAAGAAAGUAACAAUACCAUAGGAUCAGAUUUUGAGCUUGAAAAUUUGGCAUGCCCUCAGCAACCAAAUGGAUUCGACUGUGGUAUCUAUUUAUGCAUGAAUACGUUGUGUUUGAGCCAAGACUCUCCAUUACACUUUGAUCAAAAUGACGCCGUGAACAUGAGGACUUACAUUGGGCAUUUGAUACUGACUGAAGGAAUUCAACAGUAA